AUGGUGGCCGGCCAAUGAACAAAUAAACAGGUUUUAUUAGACAAGAGAAUUUCUGACAAGCGUAGAAAAAGUUUCAACAGCCGCCAUUUUGCCUGUUUGAAGUCGCGUAGAAAUUCAGAUGAUUUUCUUCUCUCAUACUGUCUUAUGUUCAUUAUAAAGGUUCGUUUUUGUAAAAUCAGUGUUAGAUAAUAUAAUAGUGUUUUAAUUUUGGUGACGAUUUUUGACAGUUAGUGAAAAAGUUGAAAAACUUGCUUGAUUAAAUUAGAGAUCAUUGUGCAGUUCCGAUGGAAGAUGGAGAAAGGCAGUCGCGAAAUAUAGUCGACCAUUCGCAUUAGUCGAUACUCAUAAUGACUGAUGGUUGACUUUUAUUCGAUAAAUAUGUGCCUUGUGAGAUGCAUCGACUCUCGAACACUCGGUACAUCGACUGUUUUGCUAUGUUUCUUUCAUAUUUUUGCCCACAAAUCAUGCAUUUGUUACUUGACUUACAGUAAAUAGUGGAUUACAGUGCUGCUAGUUUGGUCAGCCGUAGCAUUGGGCCAGUGCUCGGUUUUGGCUUGGUAAACAGCAGAGUGCACCGAUUUUGCCAUGGCCGAUCACCUUGUAGAUGGGCCGCCUAAUGCAAAAAGGCAAAAAUUGGACCCUUUUCAGGGGCCAUCGGAUUCAUCCGAUGUUUUAUCCAAUAUGGACAUGCUGGACUUGGAAAAUGAUCUUCCAGAUGAACUUAUGUCAUCAUCACCAUGGGGAAGUAUUUCUGAUAACAUGACAAGUACUAAACCACCUGCUCAAGGUCCAGGACCAGGUAGUUUACAAAAUGGUAUAGAUAACACUGACAGUAACAACCUUAGACAACAAAUGCAGCUCAAUCAUCUCCUACAACAGAGCAAUAAGGGUUUAGCUGGGCCACUCCUACAACACACUACUGGGCCAUUGGGUAAUAAGAGCCCAAAUCUUCAGUCACCACCUAAUGUAUCGGUAGCAAAGGGUGGUGUAGUAGAAAUGAAUCUAGGUAGUUUACCAUCCAGCAUCGCAACUAAUACAGGUCUUCAGUCUAUGGCAAACAAUGGUAAUUCUACCCAAGUUAUGAGUUCAGUUCAAGGAAUUAAUAACAGUGGUGGUAACAUGAUAAUGACAAGUAGCAAUAUGAGCACAAUGAGUGGAAUGGCAGGAGGAGGGCUGGUUGUGAGCAGUACCAUAAACAAACCACUGGCAAAUGCUAACAUGUUUGCACCUGGUCAUCCUCAACAUCCUGCCAAUCAUAAUGUAAAUCAAGUUUUACCAAAUGGACCCAUGAUGAAUAGAGUUGGUAUGCAUUUAAAUCAACGUGGGCCUCCAAUUCACAUUGGUGGACCGAGACUAGGGGUUGGACCACCACUAUGUGGACCUCAGGGUAUGACUGGCAAUCCUCAAUAUGCCCAAUAUGCAAAUCAAAAUUCUGCUAAUCAAGGUGUUCCAGUAGGUGAGUAUGGUGUAGUAACUCCACAACCAAAAAUGAAUCUUCAAAAUCCAUGCCCUCGUUUUGGCACUACUCAGACAACAGCAGGAACGGGAAUUGGUCCUCCUCCAGGUUGUGGUGGAGAAGGUGGCAUAGUUCAAACCCAACCACCUGCUCCAUCACCAGCUCAGCCACAAUCUGGAGCUCCAAGUGGUACUCAACCAGGACCCCAACAAGCAACUCAAAACCCCAGUGGACCUUCUGCACCGCCUCCUCCAGCACCUUCAACUGAUCCAGAAAAACGGAAACUGAUACAACAACAGUUAGUACUUCUACUUCAUGCCCAUAAAUGCCAAAGGAGGGAGUCUCAGGCAAAUGGAGAAGUGUGGUCUUGUACAUUACCCCAUUGCAAAACCAUGAAAAAUGUUCUCAAUCACAUGACUACAUGUAAUGUCGGGAAAAGUUGUUCAGUGGCACAUUGCAGUUCAUCACGACAAAUAAUUAAUCAUUGGAAAAAUUGUGUGAGGACGGAUUGUCCUGUUUGUUUGCCAUUGAAACAAGCUGAUAAAAAUCGAAAUAAUCCAAAUGCUGCUGCAACUGCUGCACUAAACAAUCAAUCUUCAAAUCCUUCCGCAACAGAUAUGCGCAGAGCAUAUGAUGCCCUUGGAAUUCAGUGUCCUACAACAGCAUCAGGGCCAAGUCCUACAGGUUUGAUACCAAAUCCAGGCCAACCAAGAUUGAGAUUAUCUGUUAACUCCGGGAAUGCUUUACCAAAUAUUGGUAAUAACAUGCAAGGUGUUAGGGUAUUAGGACCAACAGGACCUGCUGCACCCAAUGUUUCUCUACCCUUGAAUAGUGAUCCUUCCAAUUCUGCUCAAGCUCAAGGAAUUAGUCAAACAGCUGCUAGUAUCCAACAAAGUGUUAAUAAUGUUAUGUUUGGGUUGGCUAGUGGUGCAGAAGCUGCAAAUCAAGGUUUAGUGAAUCAAUUACCUACAGGUUUACAGCCAGGACAAGUAACAGCUUCACCUGUAACAGGAACAAAAGAAUGGCACCAACAUGUUACUCCAGAUCUCAGGAACCAUUUAGUGCACAAGCUUGUGCAGGCAAUAUUUCCUACGCCUGAUCCUCAAGCUUUAUUAGAUAAGAGAAUGCAUAAUUUAGUGGCAUAUGCUCGGAAAGUUGAAGGUGACAUGUAUGAAAUGGCUAAUUCAAGGUCAGAAUAUUACCAUCUCUUAGCAGAAAAGAUUUACAAGAUCCAGAAGGAAUUAGAAGAAAAAAGACUGAAAAGGAAAGAACUGCAGUUGCAAUUACAACACUCAUCACAGCAACAGCAACAAAUUAGACCAAAUAUACAAGCAGGUAUUGUAGCGCGACCAGGUGUGCCUGUGAAUGUUAUGCCUUGUCAACAACAACCAAACCAGCAGCAACCGGGAUUAAGGAGUGGUUCGCCUGCUCUAGGUGGGCCACCUAUUAGUGGUCUAGGAGUAUUAAAUGCACCAGGUAACCGACUCAUGUUUCCAGUUCAGCAGCAAAAUACUCAACAACAAAAUCAACAACAACCCAAUGCAGUUGGUUUACCUGGACCAAGUCCAACUACAUCAAAUCCAGGCCUUUCACCAUUCGGAAAUCCUCUUUCACAGGGUAGCACGCAUAACAGUACUUCAAAUAGCCAAUUCCCAGCUACCAGUAAUGGACCAGUUAGUUUGCCCCAAGUAUCCCCAGCUGGACAAAAUUCUCAAGCAAAUCCAUUUAGUGAUAUGUUAAAACAAAGUCGAAUCCCGCCAUCACCGUCUAGCUUUGUUCAACAACCACAACAAAAUCUCUCACAAUCAAAUCAACAGAAUGUUGCUCAAAACAAUACCUCUCGAAUACCAACAACUUCAUCUGACUCUUCAACAAUGCCUCUAAAUACUAACGCUGGACCAAAAUCUGUUAGCUCCUCCAGGGGUACAUCACCUGCACCUGCUACUCCUGUACAAGCUUCUCCUUCAGCUUUAGCAGCUAGCAUGGGUAAAGGUAUGAGUAGCUCAGAAAGAGCUGCAUUGAAUGCUCCCAGACAGAGUUCAUUAUCCUCGCAAAUGGCGGCUAUUACUGCGGCUGCAGGACGAGAUGAGGAUUCUCCCUCUCCACCAGCAGGGGGUAGUAAAGGGAAACUUGAUCAAAUGAAAAUGGAAACAGAUAUCAAACAAGAAGAACCUGAAGUACAUGAAAAUUUCAUGGAAAAUCACAGUGGUAAGACUAUGAAACAGGAGAUUAAACAGGAAAUUAAAUCAGAAUCUAUAGAUGGAUCAAUGUCAAUCAAAGAGGAGCCUGGAUUAAUCAAAGAAGAAUCAAAUAUGUCUGAAAAUUCUACUGAUAUUAAGCCUUCCAUCAAUGACACUGCCAAUGCAAUUGCUACAGGAGGUGAUAAGAAACAGAAAAUGUUCAAACCGGAUGAACUUCGUCAAAAAUUGAUGCCUACUUUGGAAAAAUUGUUUAGACAAGAUCCAGAAAGCAUACCAUUUAGACAACCUGUAGAUCCUCAGACACUGGGUAUUCCUGAUUAUUUUGAUAUUAUUAAGAGACCAAUGGACCUCUCUACUAUUAAAAGAAAAUUAGAUAUAGGUCAAUAUGCCGAUCCUUGGGAAUAUGUGGAUGACGUGUGGCUAAUGUUUGACAAUGCUUGGCUUUACAACAAGAAAACUAGUAGAGUCUAUAGAUACUGUACAAAGUUAUCAGAAGUAUUUGAACAAGAAAUAGAUCCAGUGAUGCAAUCAAUGGGUUAUUGUUGUGGAAGAAAAUAUACCUUUAAUCCACAAGUUUUAUGCUGCUAUGGAAAACAACUUUGUACUAUACCAAGAGAUGCCAAGUACUUCAGUUAUCAGAAUAGUAGUUUGAAGGCAUAUGGACUAGCUUCUGAUAGAUAUACUUUCUGUCAAAAAUGUUUUAAUGAUAUUCAAGGAGAUACUGUUACUUUGGGAGAUGAUCCAACUCACACUCAAACUGCAAUAAAGAAAGAUCAAUUCAAAGAAAUGAAAAACGACCACCUAGAGAUGGAGGCAUUUGUGCAUUGUACGGAUUGUGGGCGAAAACUCCAUCAAAUAUGUGUUCUUCACAUAGAAGCAAUUUGGCCGCAAGGUUUCACUUGUGAUGAAUGCUUCAAGUUUAAAGGACAAAAGAGGAGAGAAAAUAAGUUUACCGCGAAACGUCUACCUACCACAAACUUGGGCACGUAUAUCGAAAAUAGGGUUAACAUAUUUUUGAAAAAGAAAGAGGCCGGCGCGGGUGAAGUGUCGAUACGAGUAGUUUCUAGUUCGGAAAAAGUUGUUGAAGUUAAACCGGGAAUGCGUGGUAAAUUCGUAGAAAGUGGUGAACUAGCUGGGGACUUUCCUUACCGAGCGAAAGCACUUUUUGCAUUUGAGGAAAUUGACGGAGUCGAUGUAUGCUUUUUCGGUAUGCAUGUGCAAGAAUACGGUUCCGAGUGCCCACCGCCAAAUACGCGACGAGUUUACAUUGCGUAUUUGGACUCUGUUCACUUUUUUAAACCGAGACAAUUUAGGACUGCUGUUUAUCAUGAGAUUUUAUUAGGGUAUAUGGACUACGUUAAACAAUUAGGUUAUACAAUGGCUCACAUUUGGGCUUGCCCUCCUUCGGAAGGUGAUGAUUACAUCUUCCAUUGCCAUCCUCCGGACCAAAAGAUACCAAAACCUAAGAGAUUGCAAGACUGGUAUAAGAAGAUGUUAGAUAAAGGAAUUAUUGAAAGGAUAGUUAUGGAUUAUAAGGACAUUCUUAAACAAGCCAUGGAAGAUAAUUUAAGAUCGGCGGCCGAUCUUCCAUAUUUUGAGGGUGACUUUUGGCCAAAUGUUUUGGAAGAGAGCAUAAAAGAAUUGGAUCAAGAGGAAGAAGAGAAGAGGAAACAGGCUGAAGCUGCAGAGGCUGCGAUAUUUUCCUCGAUGGAGGAAAGUGAAGUUGGUCCUGAUGGCAAGAAAAAGGGCCAGAAGAAAGCCAAAAAGAGUACAAAGUCAAAAGCAAAUCAAAGAAAAAACAGCAAGAAAUCCAAUACUCCCCAAACUGGCAAUGAUUUGUCUGCCAAAAUUUUUACUACUAUGGAAAAGCAUAAAGAAGUUUUCUUUGUUAUUAGGUUACAUACUGUACAGUCCGCUGCUAGCUUAAAGCCAAUUCAGGAUCCUGAUCCUUUUAUAAACUGUGAUUUAAUGGAUGGUCGAGAUGCAUUCUUAACGCUCGCCCGAGAAAAACAUUAUGAAUUCUCUUCAUUGAGGAGAGCCAAAUACAGCACCAUGUCUAUGUUGUAUGAAUUACAUAAUCAAGGUCAAGAUAAAUUUGUAUAUACUUGUAAUAGUUGUAAAGCACAUGUGGAAACAAGGUAUCAUUGUACCUUAUGUGAAGAUUUUGACUUAUGUAUACAAUGCUAUGAAAAAGAAGGUCAUCCUCACAAGAUGGAGAAACUUGGUUUGGACAUAGACGAUGGAAGCUCCCCAAGUGAUAGCAAAGCCAAUCCUGGAGAAGCACGAAAAUUAUCGAUACAGCGUUGUAUUCAUUCAUUGGUGCAUGCUUGUCAAUGCAGAGAUGCAAAUUGUCGAUUGCCGAGCUGUCAAAAGAUGAAACGAGUAACAAAUCACACCAAAUUGUGCAAAAGGAAAACAAAUGGUGGUUGUCCCAUUUGCAAACAACUUAUUGCUCUUUGUUGUUAUCAUGCUAAACACUGCCCAGAAACCAAGUGUCCUGUACCAUUUUGUUCUAAUAUUAAACAUAAACUCAAGCAACAACAAUUACAACAGAGGUAUCAACAGGCGCAACUACUUAGGAGAAGAAUGGCUGUGAUGUCAAGAACAGCUCCAACAACGAAUCCAUGCCCAGGAGCGGCUAAUAUCGCAAUAUGUGUUGCUGGAGUACCAUCGGUGGUACCUACUGCUGUUAGUCCAGCAAAUACUUUGAAUGCCGGUUUACCUAAUCCUGCAAUGGGAAUACAACCUCCACAUCAACCUGGUAUAGGUUUAAAACCAGGUGCUCAAACUCCACCAGCUAAUGUACUCCAAGUAGUGAAGCAGGUUCAAGAAGAGGCGGCCCGACAGCAAGCUCCGCAUGUGAGUUAUGGUAAAGUCAGUCCUGGUCAAGUGCCUGUACAAAAUAUGCCUCCACCUCAAAUUAGGAGCAUGGGACAUCUUGGAGCUGGGCAAAGUGGUGGUAACCUCUUACCUAUGGAACAGUGGCAACCAAGGUAUCCAAGUGCGGUAGCGCCGGGUAUUAGACAACAAGGUCCACCUAUCAUGCAACCAGGUCAGAUGGGUCAAACUCCCAUGCAAACGAAUCAAGCUGGUGUUCGACCAGGUGCUACACCCAUUAGUGCACCAGGAAACAUGAUGCAGAAACAAGCGUUACAACAGCUCAUGCAAACCUUAAGAUCGCCGCAAUCUGCUGAACAGCAACAGCAAAUUCUGACGAUACUUAAGUCAAAUCCACAGUUAAUGGCUGCAUUUAUAAAACAGAGACAGCAAGCACAAAUACAACAAGCAGGUGGUGCAACUCCUUCCCAGCAGCAACUGCAACAUAUCUUGAAUCAACAACCUAAUGCAACCCAACAUCAAAACAGGGUGCAAAUGCAGGCAGGUUUAAUAAACCAAGCACAACCACAGGGCCUCAACCCAGGUCCCGGACAGGGCCAGCCCAUGGCGCAACAGCAACAAUGGUUCAAACAUCAUCAGAUCCUCGCCAUGAGACAACAGGCGGCGGCUCAACAACAGCAGCAGCAGCAGCAACAGCCUGGUUUCCAACAGCCUGGUGCCUGUCCAACUUAUCAGCAGAGGCUACCGGGUAUCAGGCAACCACAUAUGGGCUACAACAAUUCGUUUGGCGACCAGCAAUACCCACCCAUGCAAGGUCUGAAACCAACGCCAUCACCUUUACCAUCGCCACAGGGCGUAAUGGGACCACCUCAGGGACAAGGCAUAUCUGUGCAACAGCAACAACUGAUGCAAAGUGUUCGAAGUCCGCCUCCGAUAAGGAGCCCUCAACCGAGUCCGUCUUCGCGCACGGCACCAAGUCCUCGAAACCAGACAGUAGCGAGUCCUCGAGGUCCUCAACCUUCUCCACACGAUCUCGCGACAGCGUCUGAGAUGUUAUUGAGUCAAAAUCACUCGAAUUCCCUUCAUCCGCACGCCUCGCCCGUUGCAGCACCAAACCAAGACUCAAAUAACGAAGUGCCGACUAUGACUCCACAAGACCAGUUGAGCAAGUUUGUGGAGCAACUUUAGUGGUGCAAUGUACUUCUUUCGAGACGGUUAUCAGACUAAUAAAAGUGAUAAAAAAUAUAUUUAUAUAUCUUAUAUAUUUGUACAUACUGUAGAUUGUCAAAAUAUGAAUUGUAUUAUGUUGUAAUGAUUAUAUAUACAAAAUUGUACAUAUGUUUGAUAGACAAACUGUAUCAUAUUAUACAUAUACAUAUUUAAUAUUUAGUGAAUUACUUGAGUGAAAAAAUUGAGAUACCUUAAAGUAUUUAUGGCUUUGCGAGGCUGUGUUUAAAAUUAACGGAUUGUUACCUAGUGAAUGGUAGACUUUGGCAUAGCUACGCAUCUGUUAAUCAUUUGUUUUAUUUUUCCUUUUUUAUUUUUACAAUUUUCAAAUAAAUAUGACUUGUUAGGAUAGUCGAGAUGUAUAAAAAAUGAAGUAAAUCAAUUUUACCGAAAAGUAUAGUGUCGCGUCGGUAGCUAUUGUGAUGGUGGUCUUUUUAAAAAAUAAAACUCCAUUUGUUUUUUAUAUACAUAUAUAAUAUAUUUAUAAUUUAUAAUCUUUCGUCUUGAUUUCGUAUGUUACACCAUUCCACGAAGUGUGGGGUGCGGUGCUGGCACAAAUGACAAUCCUGACGCCCACGCCAGUGCAAUAACUUAUUGAAAAACUCCCUCCUCUAAUUUAUUACUGAAAAUAAAGCAACUAGAUUACUUAGUGUUAAGUAUUAUAUAAAAGAAAAUAAACAGUAAUUCUGAA
Diorhabda carinulata is the source of this 8413-nucleotide messenger RNA. It is a transcript of the gene nej, whose product is annotated as CREB-binding protein. Gene Ontology annotation, molecular function: chromatin DNA binding; zinc ion binding; histone acetyltransferase activity. Gene Ontology annotation, cellular component: histone acetyltransferase complex; transcription regulator complex; nucleus. The record is from RefSeq and is a predicted model, not a curated record. Gene Ontology annotation, biological process: positive regulation of transcription by RNA polymerase II. The coding region runs from base 586 to 7683 and encodes 2365 amino acids. Lineage: Eukaryota; Metazoa; Arthropoda; Insecta; Coleoptera; Chrysomelidae. The transcript has 23 exons.